Molecule: messenger RNA, 2218 nt
Organism: Ziziphus jujuba (common jujube)
Lineage: Eukaryota; Viridiplantae; Streptophyta; Magnoliopsida; Rosales; Rhamnaceae
Exons: 4
Coding region: 214-906 (230 amino acids)
Biological process (GO): fatty acid biosynthetic process
Molecular function (GO): hydro-lyase activity
Source: RefSeq, a predicted model, not a curated record
AACAAAAACAAGAGCAACGUUGGAAUUUCCGCCAUCUCACCCUUCAAACACUCUCUCCUACCUUGAUUCCUUCGUCCCCAACACCAAAUUCAUACAAAAAGCUUCGCCUUUGCCCACAAUUACAAAAACCCACAUUGCCAUUUUGACACCAUUUGGGCUUCUUAGACUUUUGUCUUCAAUUUUGCUUUCUUUCUUUCUUUUGUUUCAUCAACAAUGGCUUCCGCAGUUUUCUCCAACUCCUUAUUGUCUCCUCCUGCUCCUCAGGCUCAAUCAUCUCUCGCGCAUCGACCAGUUUUUCUCUCUCCUUCUCGAAUCUCUCUCACAAACCCACCCAGAUCUCAGCCUAUAUUUACCCAUUUGAAGAACAAGAAGAAUUCAACCCAUUUCACCACAUUUUGUUCCUUGGAGGAUGCAAAAGAUCCAAACCAAGAUGUUCCCAUUGAAUUGCGAUAUGCUGCAUUUCCCACAGUGAUUGAUAUAAACAAGAUUCGUGAAAUUUUGCCACAUCGGUUUCCAUUUCUUUUAGUGGAUAGAGUGAUUGAAUAUAAUCCUGGGGUUUCAGCUGUUGCAAUCAAGAAUGUCACUAUAAAUGAUAACUUUUUUCCUGGACAUUUUCCCGAGAGGCCUAUUAUGCCUGGUGUUCUCAUGGUUGAGGCAAUGGCACAGGUUGGUGGUAUAGUUAUGCUGCAACCGGAUGUGGGAGGUUCACGUGAGAAUUUCUUUUUCGCUGGAAUCGACAAAGUGAGAUUCCGAAAACCAGUGAUUGCUGGCGACACAUUGGUUAUGAGAAUGACUCUUGUCAAGUUGCAGAAACGCUUUGGAAUAGCAAAGAUGGAAGGGAAGGCCUAUGUUGGAGGGGAGGUUGUAUGCGAGGGUGAGUUUUUGAUGGCCAUGGGUAGCGAAUGACACAUUUAAGUUUUGUAGCUUAUUUCAUAGCUGCUGAUGUUUUAUUUUUGUAGUUUUCCAUUCCAUACAAACUGUGAUUUUCUUCUCCCCCUCCGAUAUAGGCCUUGUGGCAGCCUUUUGAUUUGAUUUUGAACCGUUGAGUAGAUGUUUUCUAACUUUUUUUUGUUUUUGUUUUUUGGGUUAAAUAUUGCACGGUUUAGUCUAAUGGGUCCGUUUCAUAUGUAGAGUAUUUGUCAAAUGUUUUCUUGACGAAUAUUGUUGACUUUUUUUUUUUUUUUUUUUUUCGAAUUCGAUAAUGUUGUCUCUUAAAAUAGGUAUAGAACUUCAUUUGGAUGGCUAAAUUAAAAUGUGUUCAUCUUCAAUUCAAUCAUGCUGUUCUGAUCUGUGAUCUUCACCUCCAUUCAAAUAUAAUUAAUUCUAUUUAUCAUUUCCAUAUAUAUAUAUAUAUAUAUGCAAGUUCUGUUUAUUUUAUAUAAGAAUGAUGUAUUAUUCACAAUUUCUAAAAGUUCUCUUAAAAUUUAAUCGAACCCUUUUGGUUUAAGUACUGGUUAAAAAAAUUCCCUCUACCACCUAAAGUGACAUUUUUGAAAUUAUUGGAAUCUAAUUGAAAUAAGAACAAAAGGGUGCGGCUGGUAAUCCCUUAUAUACAAUUUCUUCUUUCUUUUCAACAACGGCUUAAUUGAACCAGCGUCCAAUACCACUCACAAAAUAAUCAUUAUCAUGCAGGUUAUUAGAUGAUAUUCAUCCUUUCUUUCAUUCUUUGUUCAUUAUUUUAAACCUUUUUGUGGUCUCAUCUUCUUCUUCUUCUUUUUUUUUUUUUUUUUUUUUUUUUUUUUUUUUUUAAUUUCAAAUCUUUUUAUGGCUUCAAAGUAAAAUAAAAUAAAACAAUUGUGUUUUUAAUAUAAAAUAGACCCUAUUAAUCCAUGGUACUAAUAAUGAUUCCCCACCAUCUGAAAUCUCAUUCCAAAAUUCUUAAUGCAUGCAACUUUUGAGUUAUGAAAAGAAGCAAUGCAAGAGCGCGUGCUUCCAUUACAAGAAAAAACCAAACACUACGAGGGGCAGCAGUAAGGGAAAUGGUUAUACUAAGGCAGUUCUCCAAAAUUGAUACAUAAAAAUUUACCGGGACCAAACAAACAUCUAUAAAAAUUUCAUGUGGCGAAAAAUUCUAAUUCAAUCUGUAUAAGGAGAAAAAGUAACUUCUUUCCAGAAUAAACUGCCAUGAUAACUACCACCACUUCCAUCUUGCAGGUUGCCUGCCACCAUGACCUUGUAUAUCACAAAAAUUAACCCAAAAAAAAAAAAAAAAACAAAA